Brettanomyces nanus is the source of this 1227-nucleotide messenger RNA. RefSeq lists its product as uncharacterized. The coding region runs from base 1 to 1227 and encodes 408 amino acids. The transcript has a single exon. The record is from RefSeq and is a predicted model, not a curated record. NCBI's taxonomy places the organism in Eukaryota, Fungi, Ascomycota, Pichiomycetes, Pichiales, Pichiaceae.
AUGAAAUCUGGAGACUUGGUACUAACGAAAAUCAAGGGAUUCCCUGAAUGGCCUACGAGAAUCGUUGAUUUCUCACUAUUGCCUGAGCAUAUUCAACAACUGAAGCCCAAAUCUGUUUCUUCCGUAAGUCGUAGAGGUAAGAAACAUGUUAAAAAGUCCGAUGAUCAUGGCGAACUUGUGUGUGUCAAGUUUUAUGGAGACGAUGAAUGGAUUUGGUGUUCGACGAAUGAUAUGAAGCCUCUUUCGUACGAGCAAAUUGAUGAGUAUUUGGUGAAAAAGGGUGAGAUUCCUGAUAAGGAUGGUAGUUAUGUUGCUAAGAAGAGCAAUAAGAAUAUUCGAUUGACCGCGGCUUACAAAUUGGCUAAUAAUAAGGAAUUGUCGGUUGAGGACUUUGCAAAGUACGGGAGUCAAGGUAAGUUAGCUGAGGAGGAGCCGGCCGAACCAGCAGAGCCAGCAGAUGAACUUGAGGAGCCUGAGGAGCCUGAGGAAUCUGAGGAAUCUGUAGAGUCAGAUCUCGACAAAUCUUAUAAAGGACGUUCGAAGAAAAGAAAAGCCAAAUCAAGUACCCGUUCUUCAAAACGAGCCAAGAGGAGCUCAAAAUCACGUAAAAGUGCAACCAGAAAGGCCAAAUCAAGCACUAAAGUCAAGCCAGAACCCAAAUCUAAGCCAAAGGUAAAGCCUUCUGAGUAUGACGAUGACUGGGGUGAUGAUAUCAUCGAUACAGAAGUAGGAGUGGUGGAUAUUAGCACCAUUCCUGAUGGCUUAACGUUAGCCAAAGAGGUGCAAGAGACCAACAAGUUGUACAACGAACUCCGCGUUGAGAUUCAGACUAUUGUAUUACCUGAGAAGGAAGAAACUAUGACUUACCGGAAGAAAUUUGCCUUAUUAGGUCCACUUAUAGAACAGGUGGUGUCUUACGAUAGACCUACAGUAUCUUCAUUACGGUCUACCAAUUUAUACAGGGUCUUGACCAUCAUAUUGAAGAAGCCUGAAUAUCAGAAAGCCAAAUUCGUCAUCAAACUACGCAAAUUCUUGAAAAAUACUUUGGGAUUACAAGUGGAUGUGGAAAAACAUUGGGCAGAUGACUGGACUAAAGAAAUGGAUGAUAAGGAAGAAGAAGAGUUAAAGAAAAAACGGAUAGAAGAAAAGGUGGAGAAAGAACGGCAGAGAAGAGAGGCCAGAAAGAGUGAAUCUAGAGAGGUCAGCGUUGUACAGGAGACCAAGUAA